ACAAUUGGCUGCGAGCAGCGUCACUCAACCGACAAAUCCAAGUCCUGACUGCCUCCUCUGCUCUUUGCGAUUCAGCAGCGUGGGCGGCGCUGCGCGGUCCCGUCUCCACAAUCCCUCCCACGCACCCUCCUGCCCUUGGCUCUUACGGAUCGUAGGAGGAGGGAGAGGAGAAGCUGUAUUCUGUUCCUGUUCUGAGGUCGCAGCGACCGAUAUCUCUGCUUCCGACUGUGUGUUUACCGCGCCAUCCCUCCGGACUGUUUCUCCAUGCCCGUGCCGCAGCUCAGAUGGGAGACGUAAGUGCAGUCUGGCACGUGAACGCGCGCGGCAGGUCUCUCUGGCGGGCCAUCCCAAGUACGGGAUGCUGAACGGGAGCCGUGAGGGUUUGUUUGAACUGGGCAAGCAGCUCCAGCAGGAGGGAGACUCCAAGGCUGCUCUGCACUGCUUUUUGAGCUGCCUGCUGGGACUCACACAUGUGCAGAGCUUCCACUCGCUUCCCAACUGCCUGCAUCAGAUUGCCGAAAUCUACAUUGAUGACAAGAAUUAUGGGAAAGCUCUGCAGUUCAUUCAGGCGGAGAAGAUGUUCUACGAAGUGGCAUUGAUCGAGCUCACCUCACUGCAGGCCAGCACAGGGUCUCAGGAAGAAGGAACAUUGGGAACGUCAGGAUGUCUGUCUCAAGAGGAGUUAUCAGAACAGGCUUCACAGGCCCAGGAUCUUGAGAGACUGGCUCAGCUCUGCAUCAUGAGCAAAAGGUAGGAGAUUGAACUGACUGUGAAAAUGAUACUGCAUAUAUAUACAGCAUGCAGACUAACUUUGACAAAACUGGCAUGCCAAAUAUAGUAAGUAAGAGUAAUUUCUGUGAUAGAGGGCAUUUUAUGUCUAGAUACAAAAUUUAGGAAGAUGCAUUCAACUGGUCUUACACAAUUUGGACACACUGAGUCAAUUCUAUUUUAUGCUGACUGUCCACACUUGGAUGUCUUGUUUAUGUCUCAUUCAUGAAAUACUUGACUG
Messenger RNA from Cyprinus carpio (common carp), 1009 nucleotides. Its product is annotated as consortin-like. Gene Ontology annotation, biological process: positive regulation of Golgi to plasma membrane protein transport. Lineage: Eukaryota; Metazoa; Chordata; Actinopteri; Cypriniformes; Cyprinidae. The coding region runs from base 359 to 754 and encodes 131 amino acids. The transcript has 4 exons. Gene Ontology annotation, molecular function: connexin binding. The record is from RefSeq and is a predicted model, not a curated record. Gene Ontology annotation, cellular component: transport vesicle; trans-Golgi network; plasma membrane.